Molecule: messenger RNA, 1854 nt
Organism: Mesocestoides corti
Lineage: Eukaryota; Metazoa; Platyhelminthes; Cestoda; Cyclophyllidea; Mesocestoididae
Source: the annotation of a GenBank genome assembly
CUUGAAUUGGCUAAGCACCAGGCUGUAGCACAAAAGCGAGUAAUGGAACUCAGCGACCGACUCAUGGGAACCAAGGCCAACUUGUCAAAGUUCCCACGGGACGCUGGGUCAAGGCACUGCGACACUGGACCCAGCACCGCCCUCGAUAAAGGCAUUGCAAAGAUCUCACUUUAUGCUGACGAUGACACAGACGAUGCGCAAAUUUGCCGCUGCUCAGACUCAAAAAUGUCCAAGAUAAAACCAUACGAGAAUGUAUCAGCUCUUAUAGCGGGGUUUAAGGGUGCCAGGAAAUGGCUUUCUGUUUCCCAGGAGGGACUCAAUGAACUAAUGGCAGAUCCGUUUACUGGAAAACAGAUUAAUGCCGCACUAGCAGAUCCUGAAGCAACGGACGAUGAGAGCCUUCGAGUAACAGACGAGGGAGCCCACGAGGACCACUCACACCCGGCCCCGGAUAGCGAAGCACUACCCGAAUUCGAGAGCUCUUCCACUAGCUGUUCCAGCGGUGUCGUCAAAUUAAAGGUAGUCAAUGGAGAAGGCAAAGCUAAUGACGAGGACGACGCAGACGCGUUUGAUGAAAGUCAACCCGAUGAGGACGCUGACAUGAUUAUGGUGACCCAUAUGGAUGUUAACUCCAGCGGAAGUGAUGCUGACAUUCAGCAGGACGAUACCGAGUGUGACUUUUCACCUCCAAUUCCGCACCGACAGCGGCCUCGUUCUUCUAGCCGGAGCCAUCGUGCGCAGACCCUAGCCCAUCCCUCCUCUUCCUCCCAACUCCGUGGUAGGGCAGUCGAGAAACCAGUCCUGCUUCACACCAUGUCAUCUCGAUGUGGCACAGCCCGCACCAGGUCGCGUCUUCGCCUUACGGACAGUCAAACACUUGAAAAGUUAAGGUCUAUUGUCAGUAAAGGACAUCCAUGUGAGAAGUAUGCUACCCUGGAGCGGAUAGGCCAUGGGGCAUCUGGCGUUGUGUAUGUUGGUGAGAACAUUGCAACAAAGCAAAAGGUUGCCAUUAAGCAAAUGAAUCUCAGGCAGCAGCCAAAAAAAGACCUCAUUCUCAAUGAGAUUCUUGUUAUGCGGGCUCAUCGCAAUGCCAACAUUGUAAACUAUCUCGACAGCUUUUUGAUUGGCAGUGAAUUGUGGGUAGUGAUGGAAUACCUUGAUGGUGGUUCGUUGACCGACGUCGUCACGGAGACCUGCAUGGAAGACAGGCAUAUAGCCACGGUUUGUCGCGAGACCUUGCAGGCUCUAAAUUUCCUCCACUCGAAUCACGUUAUCCACCGAGACAUCAAGUCGGACAAUAUUCUCCUUGGUCUUGAUGGUUCGGUGAAAUUAACGGACUUUGGAUUUUGUGCCCAACUUAGUCCUGAUGAGUCGAAGCGCUCGACUAUGGUCGGAACACCCUACUGGAUGGCCCCCGAAGUUGUUGUUCGGAAGCAGUAUGGGCCCAAAGUGGACAUUUGGUCUCUUGGAAUAAUGACUCUGGAGAUGCUUGAUGGAGAACCACCAUACCUCAGUGAAAACCCUCUAAAGGCAAGUACUACCAGAAUAAAACAGCAAUCAACUAUAUUUCAUUCCAAACUGAUUGACCCAAGUUUAUUCAAAUUGUUGAAUGUUGUUUAUACCACAGCUCAUUCCCUAGAAGACUUUACCGGUGUUGGAAAAUACGCCCUCUACCUCAUCGCGAUAAACGGUAAACCAGAGAUAAAAAGCAAAGAUCGGCUAAGCGACGACCUUGUAAACUUCCUGGACUGUUGCCUCGAGGUUGACGUUUCAAAGCGAGGUACUGCUGAGAAGCUUUUAAAGGUAGUGCCUUUUGUGAAAAGUUGCACAUCACGAUUAUGCUAUUUCCUUUGA